GCGUCCAGGAGAUGGAGCGUCUUCGUCUGAAUUGACGAGAAAGUCGGUUGAAGCCGUGCCGAUGUGCGAAUACGAGAAGCCAGUACUUCAGGAGCAGCAGCACGACGUUUCGGCAUCUCGGUCCGAGCAGCUGUACUUGCCGUCCCCUUUCGGGCCCCGAAUGCUGCCCUGCCGCGUCGCUGACGACAGCGACGCAGCCCGCAUCGAUGCGGCCACUCUGCCUCGCUGCCUUCCAACCGUUCACGAAAACAUCGAGCUAGACGCGGGAAACUGCGUGGAGCGGUCCGCCUAUGAUGUGCCUUUCGCACCUAGAGAUUCACUGCAAAAGCUUGCGGAACGUGACGACCUUCUUGCUUCGGCGGAGCGCCUGACUACGGCGAAACAAGACUUCUCACAAGCGCAACUCAUCAGCAAGGUUGAAGAGAGCACCGAAGCGGAGGCACACAAAUAGCCACAAGGUCUUUAGAAAUUAAUGAAAUCUAAC
This is a messenger RNA of Rhipicephalus sanguineus (brown dog tick), 484 nucleotides long. RefSeq lists its product as uncharacterized. NCBI's taxonomy places the organism in Eukaryota, Metazoa, Arthropoda, Arachnida, Ixodida, Ixodidae. The coding region runs from base 62 to 451 and encodes 129 amino acids. The transcript has 3 exons. The record is from RefSeq and is a predicted model, not a curated record.